GAGUUAUCUAUGGUAUGUGUAGCAUAAUAAGUAAUAGUGAGGUUAUAGUCGUCAGCCGCACUGAGUGAAAAAAUUAAGAGAAAUUAAGAAAAUUAAUGAAAAUGUCUAACGAGACAGCUAAGAGUUCAAAAAUUCUGUACACUUCUGAAAAAUAUGGUAGUGACGAUAACGGAGAUGGGACUGAAGCAAAACCUUUUAAAACUCUUUUAAAAGCAAUGAAAGUUGCUGGUUCAGAACCAUUUCCAUCGUUUUAUGUUGAUGGAAAAACAGAAGGAGUUAAAUUUGAACUUGUAGCAAAAUCUCAAUUUAAAAAAAUUUACAAAAUAUGGUUAAGAGAGUCUUAUAAGGAAGCUGAUAAGGGCAAGAAAGAAGAGGAGGACCUACGAAAACGGGAGAAGAAUUUAGAAGAGGCAAAGAGAGUGAUAAUUAAGUUAGAUGAAACUUUACCAGAAGCAAAAACAAUUAAAAUAAAUGAAGGAAAUGGAUUCAGAGACAAAAGAGUACAUAUUUAUGGUUGGGUUCAUCGUUUACGUAGGCAAGGCAAAAAUUUAAUGUUUAUUACAUUGAGAGAUGGAACAGGAUUUUUACAAUGUGUUUUGAAUGAUGAAUUAUGUCAAACAUACAAUGCUUUAGUUUUAUCAACGGAGUCAUCAAUUCAUCUAUAUGGUAUCAUAAAAAAAGUUCCAGAUGGAAAACAGGCACCUGGUGGACAUGAACUUCUUGUGGAUUACUGGGAACUUAUUGGACUUGCACCACCUGGGGGAGCAGAUGCAGUUCUAAAUGAAGAAGCUUUGCCAGAUGUUUUGGCUGAGAAUAGGCACAUACUUAUUAGGGGCGAAAAUACAUCAAAAAUUCUGAGAAUGAGAUCAGUUUUGCUUAAAGCUUUUAGAGACCAUUACUAUGACAGGGGUUACUGUGAAGUUACUCCUCCCUCAAUAGUGCAAACAAUGUGUGAAGGAGGUUCAACAUUGUUUAAGUUAGAUUAUUUUGGGGAAGAAGCUUAUCUCACUCAAAGUUCACAGCUUUAUCUUGAAACCUGUCUACCUUCCAUGGGUGAUGUUUAUUGUAUUGCAGAAAGUUUUAGAGCCGAACAGAGCAGAACCAGAAGACAUUUAGCAGAAUAUUCUCAUGUAGAAGCAGAGUGCCCCUUUAUAACGUUCAAUGAUCUUCUGGAUCGUUUAGAGGAUUUAAUUUGUGAUGUUGUAGAUAGGGUUCUAAAGUCUCCCUUGGGGGAAGUUGUGUAUGAACUUAAUCCAAAUUUCCAGGUUCCUACUCGACCGUUCCUUAGAAUGGAUUAUUCAGAAGCAAUAGUGUAUCUAAAAAAAAACAACAUAACUAAAGACGACGGAAGCUUUUAUGAAUUCGGCGAGGACAUACCAGAAAUGCCUGAACGUAAAAUGACCGACCAAAUAAAUCGACCCAUCAUGCUUUGUCGGUUUCCUGCAGAAAUAAAGUCCUUUUAUAUGCAAAAAUGUCCUGAGAACCCAAAGUUGACCGAAAGUGUAGAUGUUCUUCUACCAAACGUUGGUGAAAUUGUUGGUGGUUCAAUGAGGAUGUGGAACUUAGAAGAACUUAUGGAAGCGUAUAAAAAGGAAGGGAUUGACCCUGCCCCAUACUAUUGGUACACAGAUCAGCGAAAAUACGGAACAUGUCCUCAUGGUGGUUAUGGACUUGGGUUGGAAAGAUUUGUCUGUUGGCUACUCAACAGAUACCAUAUAAGAGAAGUCUGUUUGUACCCAAGAUAUCUGAACCAUUGUAAACCUUAACUAGUGGAACUGUUUUCUGGGAUUUAACGUUGCAUUUAAUAUACUUUUAAUAUGCAUAUGUGCUUUAAAAUAUUGUAAUUUUGUUAAUUUAUGUUGUGGCAUGUAUUGAUAAAUGAUAUUACAGACA
Messenger RNA from Agrilus planipennis (emerald ash borer), 1893 nucleotides. RefSeq names its product asparagine--tRNA ligase, cytoplasmic. The transcript is spliced from 9 exons. Gene Ontology annotation, cellular component: cytoplasm. Gene Ontology annotation, biological process: asparaginyl-tRNA aminoacylation. Gene Ontology annotation, molecular function: ATP binding; nucleic acid binding; asparagine-tRNA ligase activity. Bases 96 to 1766 code for a protein of 556 amino acids. Lineage: Eukaryota; Metazoa; Arthropoda; Insecta; Coleoptera; Buprestidae. The record is from RefSeq and is a predicted model, not a curated record.